This is a messenger RNA of Nilaparvata lugens (brown planthopper), 1170 nucleotides long. RefSeq lists its product as uncharacterized. Gene Ontology annotation, molecular function: calcium-dependent phospholipid binding; calcium ion binding. The transcript has 6 exons. The record is from RefSeq and is a predicted model, not a curated record. Lineage: Eukaryota; Metazoa; Arthropoda; Insecta; Hemiptera; Delphacidae. The coding region runs from base 80 to 940 and encodes 286 amino acids.
UAUUCUGUGGUGAUUGUUCAUUGAACAGUAGUUUGUGAACACUUUUCGUGAAAGGCUGAAGGCUGAAGGCUGCUGUAACAUGUUUUCGAAAGCUGAUGUUCUCCUGUAUAUUGCUAGUCUGUUUCUUCAAGAAUCAAUUCAACAAAAUACAUCGGGGCCAACAAUUAUACCAAAAGCUGAUUUCAAUUUGAAAGGAGAAACAAUUGAAUUUUGUAGGGUUUUGCAUUUACCCUGUAGUGAAAUCCCACCAGUCAUAGAUUAUAUUACCUCAAUAUCAAAUGAUCAAAGACAUCAAAUCAUGGAUGUGGGCUGGAAGCAGUAUGGCAAUCACACAAAUCGACAUGAUACUGCAAUGUCAGCUAUUUUGUUUUGCUUCGAACCAGACCAAACCAAGGAUAAACAAAAGAGUUUUGAUUCAACUCAAACUGAUGCUUAUAAUAAUAUAUUUGACAUUUGUGAGAAGCCAACCACUUUUCUGGCACGCAGACUCCAUGAUUCGCUUCAAAAAGGAGGGGAAGAUUUGUCUUAUCAGUCAAUAAUGUGCACCAGUACGGGAGACGAACUAUCGCAGUUCGAUAAAAAUUUUCCUUCUCUAAAAUACAAAAGUUUCACUGAAGAAAUAGAUAAAAAAUUAAAAGAUGACGAUUUGAAGAAAUUUCUUAAGGACUUACUGACGCCACCAUACCGGUCAAACGAUAAGGCAGAUGAUAAAAAAACAGCUGAUUUGGUGAAACUCAUUCCAACUGGGAACAAUGACAAAUGUACAGCGGAUGCAACCAGUCAGGAGUUCUAUGAUAUGAUGCAUAAAGAGAGCUUCGACCAGAUAAAAGCAGUGGGAGAGAUGUGGAACAAAAACAAUGCAAAUGUUGACAUUGUAGCAGCAAUCGCAAAUAGAUGCGCAUCACAUCUUGGAUCAUGUUUCAAAAGAAUAUGUGAGUGAUAUUUGUUGGAUCAACGCACACGUGUGGAAAACCGAAGAGGAAAUAAUACAACAAAAUAAUUGUAUUAAUAAUUGUAUUAUUUUCUCAUCUAUUAACAAUAUGGUUUCCAUUUGCAUUGAUACAGAAAACAAAUUAGAUUCUUUUUUCUCUGUAUUUCUAUUUUCUUCCAGAAUGUAUUGAAGUUGGUUCUGUAUUAAUGUAAAUAAAGAGCAAAUUGUAAAAGCACAAA